CAAGCAGUUCAAGUAGAAGGAAGAAGAAGAAGAAGAAUAAUUCCUUGCAAUUCUGUAAAAUCUGUUUUAUUUAACUGAGAAUGGAAAAGACGGAAAAAGCCAACAUGACAGAUGAAGAGCGUCUGCAGCUAGCAGCCAAACUGGAUCGGGAACUGGAUGAUUUCAUCAAUGGUCUGGAAAAGCGACGAUAUACCGAAGGAUGGCCCGAAGACCGCUGGGAGGAAGAAAUGGCCAAACACCCGUUUUUCAUGCAAAAACCUCCCGAACCGGGCGAAGAGCUCAGCCCUUUGAUGCAAGGCCUCGCUGACCUGAAGUACGAUCCAGAGGAAAACACUGCCCAAGAACUUGCGGACGCUUACAAGGAAGACGGGAAAUUCUACAUGAAACACAAGCAGUUUCGUAUGGCCGUGUUAAGCUACACGGAAGCGUUGAAGUUCAACGUAACCGAUCCGGACUACAAAUCGAUACUGUACAACAAUCGUAGUGCAGCACAUUUUUUCAUUAAAAACUACCGAUCGGCUCUACUGGAUGCCCAAAAAGCUUUCGAACUUAAACCAGACUACGAUAAAGCUCGCUGGCGGGCGGCCCAAUGCGCUAGUCUGCUGGACAAAUACGACCUUUGCACGGAGCUUUGCGAUCAGAUUCUGAAAAAUGAUUCUGAAAAUUUGCAAGCGCUAGAAUUGAGGAAGAAUGUUGUCAAUAAGAAACUGACCAAGGAACGAGACAGUCGAAAACUGGCCCAUCUAGAACGCAAAAAGUUGGAACAACAGACCCAAACAGUGGAGCAGCUCCGUCAGCGAGGUAUAAAAUUCGAAGAGCCAGGAGUUUUGGACAAACCGAACAAAUUGAGGCCACGCCUGGCCCCGUUGGAAGAUUUUAUGGUAACAGCAGAUGGAAAUGGAGUGCUGCACUGGCCGACGGUGUUCUGCUAUCCGCAAUUUCUGAGCAGCGAUUUUCAGCAGCAGUUGUCCGAAGAGUGCACAUUAGACGAAGUUUUGAUCAACUUGUUCGAAGAGCCCCUCGAAUGCGACAAAGAAGGACUGUACACUCCUACCUGUGUGAAUGUAUACUACGAAAAUAGACUAGCAGGGCGUGUUUUCAAAGUUGAAACUGCAAACACCAUUAAACAGUUAUUGCAAGAAAAAACGUUCUAUGUUUACGAUGGUACACUAACAUUCUACAUACUACCGAAGGCAUCGGUUUACGAGAAAGAGUUUCUCAACCAAACUAGGAUUCCGCUACGAUUGAAUAAUUAAGGUUUGAGUUUUUAUAUUUGAAAAAAAAAUGAAAUUUAAUGUUCAUG
Uranotaenia lowii is the source of this 1303-nucleotide messenger RNA. RefSeq names its product DNA polymerase interacting tetratricopeptide repeat-containing, protein of 47 kDa (gene Dpit47). The coding region runs from base 81 to 1256 and encodes 391 amino acids. NCBI's taxonomy places the organism in Eukaryota, Metazoa, Arthropoda, Insecta, Diptera, Culicidae. The record is from RefSeq and is a predicted model, not a curated record. Gene Ontology annotation, molecular function: Hsp90 protein binding. The transcript is spliced from 4 exons.